This is a messenger RNA of Spodoptera exigua (beet armyworm), 3365 nucleotides long. The record is from the annotation of a GenBank genome assembly. Lineage: Eukaryota; Metazoa; Arthropoda; Insecta; Lepidoptera; Noctuidae.
CUUUUAUGAAAUGAAUGAAAGUAUAGUCCAUGUCUAUGGUUUAUUCUUAUUAUUGUCAACAUGUCGGACAAUGAAGACUUGUUAGGUGACGAUUUAGGAGAUCAAAGCCUUGCGGACUACAACCUUGGAAAUGAGGAGGAGGAACAGCUUUUGGCUGAUGACUAUGACAGUGCAGGCCCUCAGAAUGUUCCAACUUCGAUUGGAUCCAGCUACCGUGAACCCGUUGAUAUGGGGCCACCGGAUUAUCCCAGUCAUAUAGAGUAUAAUGAACAGCCACCUAUGCAGUACCAGGCUAUAGCUGAGACGGAGUGUGUAGUGCCCAAUAUUACAGUUGACGUACCAAACACUCCGAUUCCGGAGGUGCCAACUUAUGCACCAUAUGAACCACCAGUCUAUGAGGAACAUGCUGUCCCACCUGCAAUUCCUGCAGCCCCAGUGGAAUCACCACAGAUUGUGCCAUCAGAUGUCAAUGCUCAGAUACAAAAUGGGGAUUUAGGCGGUCCCCGAGAAAGAUUUGUCUCUGAAAGACCACCAGGUGCUCAGCGCUUACCGCAAGUUAGAGAUAUACCAGAUACCUUAGAUAAGGUAGUAAUACCGCGCGGAGGUUUCCCUCGCGGAAGAACGUCGUGGCGCAACCCUCAGUACGCGCAGAGGUUCCCGCACCCAUACAGGAGGAAUAAUGUGCAUCGGGGCAACUUCAACCAGCGACCUUCAUUCCCACCCCCGCAACUAAGACCCAGCCCCCCACACAACCGACCCGAAAUUCAUCCUGACAUGAGGCCAGAAAUCCGCCCCGAAAUGCGGCCUGAUAUUCGACCUGAAAUCCGGCCUGAACUACGCCCCGAAAUGAGGCCAGAUAUGAGGCUGGAACCUCCUAAUCUCCCGCCAAUGGGGCCGGAAAUAUCACCGGAACGUCCAUUAAUGCCCCAAGACAUGCCCCCCAUGUACCGUCCACCAAUGGAACGUCCCCCAUUCAUUCCUCGAUUCCAAUUCAGACCACAUAUGGAUGAACGACCCCAAUUCGGACCAGUCAGGCCGAAUUUUGAGCCUAGGCCAGUAUUUUACAGGCCGAAUUUCCCGCCCAGGCAGUUUGCUCCCCCUAUGAGGGAGAUUGUGCCUAACGCUAGUCAUAUGCCUCAAGUGACGAUACGGCAAGCGUUGCCUUUGCCGGGGCCGAGUAUGGACAAGGUGCUCAAUGAUGGGCCCAGGGAGCCUGAAGUCAGGAUGUUACCUGUGCCUCUGCCUGCGAAUUUGCCUCCACGAGGAUUGGCAGGCAAGAAAGUGCUAAUCAAUCCACACUUCAAAGGGAAUUUCCAGCCUCCUGUUGAAGGUCCAGUAAAAGAUAUAGAUGACGCAGCGGAGCGGUUUAUAGCUGAACAACGCAAUGCUCUGGCCAGGGCCGCUGUCAGGAAGUACUCGAGGAGAUCGCCGCCGCAGAGAUACAUAGAGAACACGACGAUAGAGAUAGAGAACGAGCUGGCGGCGGGCGGGCGGCGCCGCAGUCACGACGACGACGACCUUCUGCGCAGGCAGGAGGAGUUCAUCAACGCCAACCGCGCCGGCCUCCGGAGGAGAAUGAGAUCCCCGUCUCCGGUACGUCGCUCGGUGUCCCCGCGCCGCUCCCCUGAACGCAGGCCUCGACCUGACACCGCCAGGCAUUCUGACGAGGACAGCGAGUACAAACGUCGCCUCCGUGAGCAGGAAAGUCUACGCGAGCGAGUACUGCGCGCCAAGGAGGUGCGACGCAGGAAGAAUGCGCUGCAGAGGAUACAUGGAGACCGUGAGCGUGAAAACCAAGAAAAAGAAGCUUUACUAAAGACUCCCGACCAGCCUGCACCCUCAGAGCCUGAGAAGGUGGUUUCCACAGAACCCAAUAGACCUGACACCACCCGGUCCUCUCCGGAUAAGGAACCAGCAAAGCCUGAGAUCGCCAAGGAACCCGCCAGAGACAGGUCUCCCAUCAAAGAGGAGGUCGAAGUCAAUUCUACUUGUGAAGCCCUAACCCCCCCAACCCGUGAGGUCCGCGAAGCCUUAACGCCCCCCCUACCGGCGCGACGCGGCGACAGUGAUGACGACCUGGACCUCAUACUCGGAGAUAUUGACGGAAUACUGUCCGACGAUGAAGACUCCGGACGGUUCAAGGAUAACUCUAACAAACCAGAGCCGCAGAAGUCCAAGCCUCAAAUAGACCUCCGUACGAAGCUCCCCCCCAAGUCUACCACUGAGCAGAAGAAGCAACAGAGACAGAAGAUAGUCUUUACAGAAGAUAGAGAGGAGAAACCCAAGAAAAAAGAGAAAUCUCCCCCACGUCGGGCCGUAGUCACAAGCUCGACGGUCACUGAAGAUUUCGAACCUGAAGUCAAAAAGCUUAAGAUAAAACCCAAGCAGGAAUCGAAUCCUGUCAAAUCUAGGCAGAGGAUAACUUAUGAGAAAGAGCAAGCCGACAAAGAGAAAGACGAGGACAAAAAGUCGGGCUUCCCGAACCGUCGCGUGAUACUACAGAGGAAGUCUCCGAAGGAGAAGUCGGUGUUCUCCCGCAUCGAGGUGAAGGCGGAGGUGGCGCAGGGCGCGGCCGGCAUCUUCAGCCGCGCCCUGCGCACCGCCACGGCGGGCGGCGCGCGCCCUGCCUGCGCCCCCUGCGACCUGCUCGUGGACUCCGCGUCCGACGACGAGGCGGCGCCGCCCAGCGCGGCCAGCACGGCGCGCGUGGCCAACCUGCCCCCCGGCAUCACCGACACGCGCCUCCGGACGCUCGCCGGCAACCAUCUACAGAGUUUAAUAUUGGAUAAAGAGGAACGAACAGCGAAGAUUAUAUUCAAAACGUCAGACGCAGCGGAAAACUUCAGAAAGAAAUUUAAUAACAAGAUGGUAGCCGCUAGUCGAUUAACUGUCACUUUACAUUGAACCUUAUUUUUAUGUAGAAUAGAGCUCAUUCUAACAUUGUAUAAGGUUAUCGUUUUAUGUCGAUCGAUAAUCAACUUUAUAACAAUUGGUUCAGAGUAGACUUUUUAAAUAAAAAUGUUUGUAUUAAGUAUAGGGGUGUUACAUAAUUUGGAUGUCACUACAGGAUGUUCGGAUUUUUGUGACUUUUGUUUGAUACGUUAUAUGUUAUUGCGUACUUAUAUAUUAAGUCUUUUAAUGUUUUUUUUUGUAAAAUAGACAUUUAGACUAAAGUAGCUGGAUUAUGUUGUUUAAAAUUCUAUGUUAUGCCAAUAGAGUUUAAAUUUCAAUGCUUUUGAGACGAUUUCGCUGUUUAAUAAUAACGAAGGAUAUUCAAUUUAUUGAAUUAAGCUCUUUAUUCGAAGGCAAUAAGUAUCAUAAUGCGUUGCUCGUGGAAUAUCUUCGACGCAAUUUAACCAGUAAUA